Messenger RNA from Helianthus annuus (common sunflower), 2136 nucleotides. Its product is annotated as E3 ubiquitin protein ligase DRIP2. The record is from RefSeq and is a predicted model, not a curated record. The transcript is spliced from 13 exons. Lineage: Eukaryota; Viridiplantae; Streptophyta; Magnoliopsida; Asterales; Asteraceae. Gene Ontology annotation, molecular function: ubiquitin-protein transferase activity. The coding region runs from base 632 to 1909 and encodes 425 amino acids.
CAGAAGAUGAGUAUCACAAGAUAUAAAGAAAAGACCCCAAGUCUUUUUUUACAGAAGUUGUUAAGUGUUUUAUUAACUGUGUGAAAUUUGUUUUUUUAAGGUCCUAAGAUUGAGAAGAAGAGUGGCGAUGGUGGUGGGAUGAGGAUUCGUCUCUCUCAAUUCACUACAGAGAAAACCUAGAAACUGGGUCUCCUUUCGUAGGAGAAGCAACACGGCCAAAGGGCUUGGAUAUGCCAUGAGUAUUGCUGAGGAGCUGAAAUUUGUCAAGGAUAUUGCUGAAACCACGGACUUUAUUGGUUAUGUAGAGGAAUAGUUUCAACGGGAGGAUACAACAACACGACAUGGAAAACUAUCCUAUAAGAUGUUAUUUCUUUAACGAUGACAUCGUGGGAGGAAUACUGUGAUCAGAUGCGAUAGUACAUCUGUACUUAUCAUUCAGUUUGGUAGCUUCCAUGGCUACAAAGGCAACACCAACGUCUCAAACGCGUACUAUAUCACUAAGUUGUUAAUCAAUGAUCGCAAUGAAGAGAUUGUUAAUUGUAGAAGGUGCUACGUCGUCGUUUUGUUGUGGGGGUUUGAAGAUGCACGCCAGGUGUUCGAUGAAUUGCUAGGGGAUUUUUUAGCGGUGAAGAUGAGUAAUCAGGUGGUGGAAGUACGGAGAGAUGAGCUGGCGGCAUGCAUGACUUGCCCUAUUUGUAAUAAGUUGUUUAGAGAUGCUACUACUAUCCCUGAAUGUCUUCAUACAUUCUGCAGGAGAUGUAUUCGUAAGAAGCUCACAGAUGAAGAACUUGAAUGUUGUCCAAUAUGCAAGAUUGAUCUUGGAUGUGUACCUUUGGAGAAACUGAGAGCGGACCAUAAUUUACAAGAUGUGAGGGCCAAAAUUUUCCCAUACAAACGGAGAAGAGUGAAGGCCCCUGAAGCAGCAGCUUCAGUUACACUACCAUUAAGACGUAAAGAGAGAUCUCUUUCAUCACUCGUAGUCAGCACUCCAAGAGUGUCAACGCAAACCACAUUGACCGGAAAAAGGUCAAAAGUCACCUCAAGGAAGAAAUCACGCGGGUCAAGUUUCUCUGUUGAGAAACGCCCCAAGAAAGAAGAUGAUUCCAUGGAAGAUUGUCAAGAAAGUUCCAGUUCACCCGAGACUUCAAACAGGGUUAAACACAACUCGAAGCAGAAUUCUUCAACCGAUGAAGAAAAAGAAAACGGUAAACCAUGGGAAGAAAAAGUCGACUGGAAACCGUUGAACGAUCUUGUCGAAGCAGCAAACCGGAGUAAAUCGUCAAAACAUACUGCUCAGGGAUCCGUUGUCAAAUCAGAACCAUCGUAUACCGUCAAGGUUGAUAAAAAUGUGCCCAAAUUCAAAGGAAAGGACCCGUUACAGAGAUCUAAAGUUCAAGAUGAUAGCCAUGAGGUUGAUGAUGCUGCUGAAUCGGUAAAACCUAAAAAGUUAAGAAGAAAACGCAAAAAGAAAGAUGGUGGGUUGGGGGAUUCGGGUGUUGGUACCGCUCAAAGUAUGGUGGUCGCUGGCGGCAGUAAUGGCGGCAGGGAGAAAAGAACAUAUCCUAUCUGGUUCCAGCUGGUGCCAUUUGAAGAACAGGAAGGGGAACCUUUGCGCCAGAUAGAAGGACGUUAUGUUAAAUUAAAUGAUGGAAAUGUACCCAUUUCAAUAAUCCAAAAGCUGGUGAUGAACAAACUGCAACUUCCAAGCGAACAUGAGGUUGAACUUAGAUGCAUGGGUCAGCCGGUGGGUCCCACCUUGCAGCUACGUAAUCUGAUGGAGCAAUGGCUGCAGGCUCACCCAGACACAAUAACGGCAAAUGUCGGUUCAUCUGCACAUGAAUUUGUCAUGGAAAUAUCAUAUGCCAAGAAGGCUCCGCCACCUGUCGUCCCGGCCCCACAAACUCCGUGAAUCACGAUGAUAUAUGAAGGGAAACCGGCUGCAUGAGAGUUUUAAAAUGUUGUCUUUAGUUUAUGAGAUUAUUAUAAGUUGAUAUUUGGUUAUUACUUUUGAGUGAAUUUUGUUGUUUAACUACUCUUUGGAUUUGUUGUUCAAGUUGUCGAAUUUUGUGAUUCAAGUUUCAUCUCUCGGUCAAUUGUUGUUCGAGUUGGUGACGAUGCGGAACACUUUUUCGACUA